AUUUCCGGUCCAGGGGGUUUGGCUCUCCGCGGCACGGGAUUUAGCGUUCGCGCUCCUUCCCUUCCCGUGGUCGAGCUGAGUCCUGACCUGAGGGCUGCAUCAGGAUCUUGUCAUUCCACAUCAUGGUUUCCUUUGAGGAUGUGGCUGUACCCUUCUCCCAGGAGGAGUGGGACUGUCUGAUCCCUGCUCAGAGGGGCCUCUACAAGGAUGUGAUGAUGGAGACCUAUGGAAACCUAGUCUCACUAGGACUUCAAGCUUCCAAACCUGAUGUCAUCUCGAGGCUGGAGCGGGGGGACGAACCAUGGACCCCUCACAUCCUGAGAACUCAGGGGAGCUGGAGGCACAAGAGAGAAGGCUAUGAUUCUAGGAUGGAAAAAGAGGGAUUCAUUCCAAAGCAGGACAUUUCUGAAGAAUUGGAAUCCCAGAGAGCAAAAUCAGAAGAUCACGUAAGGAAUGUUUUUAAGGAAACUGAAGAGAUGAGUAAAACUGAGGAAAAGUUAGGGAAUUGCUGGAGAAAAUAUGCAGUAGAAGGAGUUAAGAACUCCUUCUCCCAGAAGAGCAAUUUCAGAGCAAUUACUAUGAGGUAUGUGAAAACCCUCUCUAGAGAGAAUGGCCAGAAGUUCAAUGCUGUUGGAGCAAACUGUAUUACAGGCUCAAAUCCUGCCAAACAUCUUAGAGGGUCUAAAGAGGAGAGUCUCCAUCCAAGUGUGUCAAGUGUAGAAAACUUGCAAAAACAUGAGGACCUCAUUAACCUCCAGAGUUUCCAAUUAGGAGAAAGAGCCUGUCAGACAGAUGUGUUAGUGAAAGUACCCAGACAGAGUUCAGUUCUUAGUGAGAAUCAAAGGAUGAAUAAUCCAGAGAGACCGUUUCAGUGUACCGGGCAUGGAAAAACUUACAAUCAGAACAGAGCUUUUAACCAGCACCAGAGAAUUCAUAGUGGAGAGAAGCCCUGUGAGUGCAUUGAAUGUGGAAAAGCUUUCAGCUGGCCCACUAUCCUCAGUAAACAUCAGAGAAUCCACACUGGUAAGAAACCCUACACAUGUGAGGAUUGUGGCAAAUCUUUCAGUGCUCACUCAUACUUUAUUCAGCAUUGUAAAAUUCACACUAGAGAAAAACCCUAUGAGUGUAUUAAAUGUGGGAAAACUUUUAAUACACGUUCAUCUUAUGUUCAACAUCUAAAAAUUCAUACAGGAGAGAAACCUCAUGAGUGCAAUCAGUGUGGGAAAGCCUUUAGUCAUAGCUCUAAUCUAAUUCAUCAUCAGAGAAUUCAUAGUGGAGAGAAACCUUACAAGUGCAAAGAAUGCGGGAAAGCCUUCAACAGACAAUCACACCUUAUUCAGCAUCAGAGAAUUCAUUCUGGAGAGAAACCUUAUGACUGUAAGGAGUGUGGCAAAGCCUUCAGUACACAAUUAUCUCUCAUUCAGCAUCAGAGAAUUCAUACAGGAGAAAAGCCCUAUGAAUGUAAUGAAUGUGGAAAAUCCUUUAGCCUGAACCAAACUCUUACUGUCCAUCAGCGAAUUCACACUGGAGAGAAACCUUAUAGGUGUAAUGAAUGUGGGAAAUCCUUUAGUCAACGCUCACAAGUUAUUCAACAUAAGAGAAUUCACACUGGAGAGAAACCUUAUAUCUGCAAUGAGUGUGGAAAAUCAUUUGGUGCUCACCUCUCCCUUAUCCAGCAUCAGAGAAUUCACACUGGAGAGAAACCUUAUGGUUGUAGUGUGUGUGGGAAAACCUUUAGUCAAAAGGGACAUCUUAUUCAGCAUCAGCGAAUUCACACAGGAGAGAAACCCUAUGAAUGUAGUGAGUGUGGAAAAGCUUUCAGCCAGAGUUUUAAUCUUAUUCACCAUCAAAGAACGCACAAUGGCGAGAAGCCAUAUGAAUGUAAUGAAUGUGAUAAAGCCUUCAGUGUGCUUUCUUCCCUUGUUCAACAUCAGAGAAUACAUAAUGGAGAGAAACCCUAUGAGUGUCACACAUGUGGGAAGGCCUUUAGCCAGGGAUCACACCUUAUUCAGCAUCAGAGGAGUCACACUGGUGAGAAACCCUAUGAGUGUAAUGAGUGUGGGAAAACCUUUGGACAGAUAUCCACCCUAAUUAAACAUGAGAGAACACACAAUGGAGAGAAGCCCUAUGAGUGUAGUGACUGUGGGAAGGCCUUCAGCCAGAGUGCACAUCUUAUCCGCCAUCAAAGAAUUCACACUGGAGAGAAUCCCUAUGAGUGCAGUGACUGUGGGAAGGCCUUCAAUGUUCACUCCUCUCUCAUUCAGCAUCACAGAAUUCAUACUGGUGAGAAACCUUAUGAAUGCAGUGAGUGUGGCAAGGCAUUCAGUCAGCAUUCACAAUUUAUCCAACAUCAGAGAAUUCACACUGGAGAGAAACCCUACAUGUGCAAUGAGUGUGAGAAAUCCUUCAGUGCACGCUUAUCCCUUAUCCAACAUGAGAGAAUUCACACUGGAGAGAAACCCUAUGUGUGCACCAAAUGUGGAAAAUCCUUCCGACAAAGCUCUCACCUUAUUCGACAUCAGAGAAUUCACAGUGGGGAGUGACCUUAUACAUGUAAUCAAUGUGGAAAAACCUUCAGUCAGAGAAUAACUCUUAGUAGUCAUGAGAAAAUCCAUACAAUUCAUAUUAGAGAGGAAGCCUAAGAAUGUAGUAAGUGUGGGGAACUCUAGUGCAGUCAUCUUUCAUUCAACAUUGUACAGUUCACAGUGGAGAGUAACUGAUCAGUCUAUAAAUUCCUCACAGUUAUACAUUAUAUGAGAGUCAUACUGGUGAGAAAUGAGUCACUUUAUGGUUUUCCUUUUGGAGAUUCAGCUCUUAAGGGAUUUCACUCUCCCAGUGAGCUGCUAACUAAAGGCAGGCUGCUAAAGUGUAUAGCAACAAUCCCACAAUAGCACACCUUACUUCAGAUUUAGAGGAUGAGCCCCCUUCUUGAGCCCUGUAGAUAAGUGAAAAUUAUUUAGACGAAUUUCAUAGCACCAGACCUUAAGAUACAGUUAGGUAUUUCACUUGAGACCACUUGCUUUUCUUUUCUUUUCUUUUUUCGUAUCAUUUAUUUCAACUUCAAAGAAAGUGGUUGAGAUCCUUGCACUUCAAAGUGUGAUGGAACCAGGCUGGGGUUUUCUUUGUUUGGGCCUCUUCAAAACGUUUUUAUUCUGUUAUAAGGAAUAUGGUACCUUAAGCUCCAAUUCACAGGGAAGAGAAACAUGAUUAUAAGCAAAAGUUUGUUAAGGAAUAAGGUGACUCUUUGUGUAGAUUAAAAUAGUUGAGACCUUGCUAAAAAGUCAAAUAACACUGUACUCCACCUCCAGGUUUCCAAGAGUUAAGAUGCUGCCAGCAAGGAGCUUGCAGUCUUGUAGCUGGCCCAAUAUAUCCAACUAAUUCAAAAUGGGAAAUUGUACAUUUUACUUAAACAGGAUUUGGUAGAUGGGUCUUCUAGAUAUGUUGUCAUGAAGAAAAAUCAGGAAAAUGUCCAAGAGUGGGAGCCUGUGGCUUAUGGCUUCACUUACCCAUCACAGAUAGCUAUGUUCCACUGCAAGAACAGAGUUCAUGUCUUUUCCUGAGGUGGCUGGAAACCUUAAUCUCCUGAAAUUAAGUCAAAACUCAAUGUCAACUCACCCAGCUGUCUUGCCUGCAGGCUGAGCCAGGGACUUAGAGCUUGUUACCCAGUUACAACUUCUUCUAGAGAAGAACUUUUAGAAGGAAGGAAAAAGAAAUUCAGUUUCCCCCAAGGAUCUCUUCUUUGAGGUUCCAUCUAGAGAUGACAAAAGGGGGCUGGGUGCGGUGUCUCACGCUUGUAAUCCCAGCACAUUAGGAGGCAGAAGCGGGCAGAUCACGAGGUCAAGAGAUCAAGACCAUCCUGGCCAACAUGAUGAAACCCCGUUUCUACAAAAUGCAAAAAUUAGCUGGGCAUGGUGGCAGACACCUGCAGUCCCAGCUACUUGGGAGGCUAAGGAAGGAGAAUCACUUGAACCCAGGAGGUGGAGGUUGCAGUGAGCCAAGAUUGCACCACUGCACUCCAGCCUGGCCACAAAGCAAGACUCCAAAAAACAAAACGACAAAAGGGUUAGGAAGCUGUGGCAGUGUCUUUCUCUGAGGCCUGUGAUUACAGAACCAAAUCAGAAAAUAAUAACUUUUUUGUUUUAAACCUAUUUACCUACAAUGGAGGUGUUUACUUAACUAAGGACCUCAGUAUUUACUCAAAUCCAGUUUUGGGUUUUAUGGCUAAAACAUUUCUCCAGAUUAACCAUAUCAGUUUGGAAUAUGUUUUUAUUUUUUAUUAAAUAUUUCAUCCAAAUUAUACCGAAUUUUAUUUAUCAUGGCUUUUAAUGUUCUCUAUUCAAGUCAGAAAUUUCUGUUUCCUAAUUACUUGGCUUGGUGAUGGCAUUAAUAUUGGUUGGGAGCUAGAUGGUCUCUGCUCUAUUUGAUGAUUGGCAUACAGCAAUCAUAACACUUGGUACUUCCUAGCGUUGUUUUUUUUUUGGAGACAGUAUCAUGCUGUGUUGCCCAGAGUGGAGUGCAGUGGUGCAGUCAUAGCUCACUGUGACCUUGAACUCCUGGGCUCAAGCGAUUCCCCUGCCUCAACUUCAUGAGUAGCAGGGACUACAGGUGUGUACCACCACAUCAGCCUCUCCUGGCUUCUUAACCAAUUGCAUUAAAAUUGAGAGGAGAAAGGCAUUUUCAGUUUCUUUAGUUAAUAAAAAGAAGCCACUUCUGGAGGAGUUUUAUGCCUAUACCAGCAGAGGUUCAGCCUUCCAGGAAUCUCAUCAUGAUCCAUACUGCUGACACAGGCCUUUGUCACCUGAAGCAUUCUUAAGAAGACUGACAUUAAACAGGACAAUUGUGAACUCUGCUUAGUAAGCAUCAUACAUAUCUUACAACUCAUUCUGAAGACUCCUUUAUUCUUGCUUUUCCCAGAGAGCUACUGUGUUUACUCAUGCUCACUGUACUCACAAGAGAAAGAAUAAGUGGCAUAUUUGCAGGUGCUGAUGGUCACAAGAGCGUUUUACUUUUUCCUCCAUGUAUGUCUGUUCUGCAGUCUUUCCACUGAUGCAUGCUAUUGUAGACUUCUUAGGUUGACCUUGGCCUUGACCUCCACUACUAGCUCUUGGCCCAAAACUGAAGAUGUGCAUCAGAAAGGGACAGAUUUGGUCUUUCUGCUGUAAAAGAUAUUCUGCCUUAGUGCCUGCUAAUUUGUUGUGCAUAGUCCUGUGCAGCCAAUCUUCCCCACCAAUUGUUAAUUUGUUUCAUAAGUGUAUUCACAAACAUUAAAAUGUAAUUGGUGGAUUCCA
Molecule: messenger RNA, 5288 nt
Organism: Nomascus leucogenys (northern white-cheeked gibbon)
Lineage: Eukaryota; Metazoa; Chordata; Mammalia; Primates; Hylobatidae
Product: zinc finger protein 252-like
Exons: 4
Coding region: 123-2543 (806 amino acids)
Biological process (GO): negative regulation of transcription by RNA polymerase II
Molecular function (GO): DNA-binding transcription repressor activity, RNA polymerase II-specific
Source: RefSeq, a predicted model, not a curated record